Molecule: messenger RNA, 918 nt
Organism: Stomoxys calcitrans (stable fly)
Lineage: Eukaryota; Metazoa; Arthropoda; Insecta; Diptera; Muscidae
Exons: 5
Coding region: 97-684 (195 amino acids)
Source: RefSeq, a predicted model, not a curated record
AAAAACUAAAAAAUGUUAAAACAAGAAAAAUUAAAUAAUCAGUGAAAAAAAUCGUAAUAUUAUUGAAAGUGUAUUUUAAAGUACCGAAUUCUCAGUAUGAAGUUCAUUUUAGUUGCUAUUCUACUGUUGCUCAAUAUCUCCCAGUCAUUUCACAUGGAAAUGAGUGAUGGUGAGGAUGAAACAGAUAUGUAUACAUUUGGAGAAAAUUAUGAUAUUUCACCGGAAGAGCUAAGUGAAAUUCCAAGACAUCGGGCGAAACGUGGCAUAUGGGACUUUUUUCAAAAAAUGGUCAUAACCAAAAAUUUGAUUGUUGAGCAAUAUACCGAUACUAAAGAUACCCUAAAUGAAGUUUUCACCAUGUUCAAUAGCCAAUUUUCGGAUACUCCGAAUGCUACACCACGCAGCACAGAAGUCACAACCCCGAAAUCCAGCAGUGAAGAUACCACCGACAGUUCUGAAGUCAAAUCUACAACGGAACGAUUUUCAAUAUCUCGAUAUGACUUUGGACGCAUCCUGGGUCGUAAUUUCCGAGGUCUUCGACGUUUGACUGAAAUUGAAUUUCGCGAUGCUCUCAAUGCAACACAUUACAAUAUAGCGGAUUACAAAGCGGAAGCGAAUAAACAGUUUGCUAAUAGUUUGGCAGCUGAAAAGAAAAAACAAAUAAAAGCCUUAGUCAGAGGUUAAUUAAAUAAAAAAACAAAUGUAGUUUAGUGUAGAAUAGAAAUAUUAAUAGCCUGUUUGUCGGUCUCGAAGUCUAACUUUUGCAUUAAUUAAGAGUUUGUUUGAACGACAAUUCAAAGGAAAUUUCAAGAAGCUCUUACAGAAGAUGCAGAAGAUAUAUACCAGAAACCAUCUAGAUUGACAAAACAGGGUUCGAGUAACUGCAUUUCAUUCGUCUGGGGUUUCUUUUUCGACAUU